CAGCCUCGACCACGCCCCUGACGCUCUUGCGUCACUUCCGGGGCGGCCCCGCGGCGCGCGCGCAAAGAUGGCGACGCCCUAUGUGACGGACGAGACCGGCAGGUACAUCCCGUCCACGCAGCGGCCGGACGGGACCUGGCGGAAGCAGCGCCGGGUCAAGGAGGGCUACGUGCCCCAGGAGGAGGUGCCCGUCUACGAGAACAAAUACGUGAAAUUCUUCAGGAGCAAACCCGAACUCCCACCUGGCUUAAACCCGGAGCCGAGCCCAGCAACCCCUCCGGGCCGGGCCGAGGGCUGCGAGCCCAGCCCGGCUUUAUCCAAAACCGCCCGCAGGAACCUGAAACGCAAAGAGAAAAGGAAACAGCAGCAGGAAAAAGACCGGGAAAGCAACGACGGCGGGGACGGACUGAGCGCGGCGCUGGAAAAAAUCGCUUUGGGAGGAGGAGGAGGAGGAGGAGGAAAAGAAAAAGAAGGAGGGGACAGCAACAAAGGCGGCGACAACGGAGGAGGAGGAGGAGGAGGAGGAGGAGGAGUGGGGACAGCGGGGGAGAAAAGCGUGGCCAAUGCCGGGAAUUGCGGCGAUAUUCCCGGGAAUAAUGAGAGGAGCCGGCGCAUCAAGAGCCUGCGGAAGAAGCUGCGGCAGGUGGAGGAGCUGCGGCAGCGCCUGGAGGGAGGGGGGAUCCCGCAGCCCACCAAGGAGCAGCUGGAGAAGUUGGGCAGGAGGAGAGCGCUGGAGGAGGAACUCAGGGGCUUGGAGCUGGACUCGUAA
This is a messenger RNA of Hirundo rustica (Barn swallow), 769 nucleotides long. RefSeq names its product PYM homolog 1, exon junction complex associated factor (gene PYM1). NCBI's taxonomy places the organism in Eukaryota, Metazoa, Chordata, Aves, Passeriformes, Hirundinidae. Gene Ontology annotation, biological process: exon-exon junction complex disassembly. Gene Ontology annotation, molecular function: RNA binding. The transcript has 3 exons. The coding region runs from base 68 to 769 and encodes 233 amino acids. Gene Ontology annotation, cellular component: exon-exon junction complex; cytoplasm. The record is from RefSeq and is a predicted model, not a curated record.